AUUACCCAGCUAACGUCUGCUAGCCACCCAGCCGCGGUAUCGAUGCAGCUGUCGUUAACGCGUUGUUAAACGUUGUGCUUUGUCUCAAUUAAGGCUGUGUAAAUCAUAAUUCGUAAAAGAAUGGCAGCUUUACCUGGCAGCUCUGAAAGCUCUUUAUUCGGUUCCGUAGCGAUAAGGUUAGGUUAGUUGGAUAGCUCGCUGAUGGCUACAAUUAUUCCUUGCAAGCUGGCAUCGUGAAUCUCACCACUAGUCAUGGGAAUACUGUUUACUAAAUUAUGGAGGCUUUUUAACCAUCAAGAACACAAGGUUAUUAUUGUGGGCCUGGACAAUGCUGGCAAGACAACAAUUCUUUACCAGUUUUCUAUGAAUGAGGUGGUGCACACCUCUCCUACAAUUGGAAGCAACGUGGAGGAGAUCGUGGUCAAUAACACUCACUUCUUGAUGUGGGACAUUGGGGGUCAGGAGUCCCUGAGGUCAUCCUGGAACACAUAUUACACCAACACAGAGUUUGUGAUUGUGGUGGUGGACAGCACAGACAGAGAGAGGAUCUCAGUGACCAAAGAAGAACUUUACAGGAUGCUUGCACAUGAAGACCUGAAAAGGGCAGGACUAUUGAUCUUUGCGAACAAGCAGGAUGUGAAAGGUUGCAUGUCUGUGGCUGAAAUCUCCCAGAGCCUCCAGCUUACUUCUGUCAAAGACCACCAGUGGCAUAUCCAGGCCUGCUGCGCCCUCACUGGGGAGGGGCUGUGCCAGGGUCUUGAGUGGAUGAUGUCACGGCUGCGUGUGAGAUGAUGACCUGUGGCCUUGGAUAAGUAGCCUGCCCUUGAUCGCUACUUCCCUGUCCUCCGGGCAUGAGGACUGGGGUGAGGUCGUUUGGAUGGCGUUCUUCUCCUGCUCGGGAAGCUAACGUGGCCAGACUGCUGCCUGGACGUUAUUUUCUUUUAUCUUAAUUUAUUUUACUGAACUCAGAACGAAGAUAAAUUACCUUUUCAGAAGAACAUUGGACAAAAAAAAAAGAGAGAGACUGAAGUCCAUUUAAAUAUCUGCACGGAUUUCCUUACAGUGAAACAGGAGUCAGCAAACUGGCUGAUCAGUGACUGUACAUGGACUUUGUCUUUAGCUGUGUGAGUCUAGCCCAGUGUGGCCUUGCAGUAUUGACGGACUGGCUGUGGUGGAUUUUUUUUUCUUUUUUUGCCCCCUUGUAUGUACAGUCCAGUAUUUGCAUUAACCAUGUGCCUGCGUCAAUCCUCAAGUGACAAUGGCUGAUGAUGACCAAGACAUGCGUUGGUGAGGAUGAAGUGAAACUAUGUCCUUAUCCUCUCAGACCAUAUGAAAAACAAUAAAGUGUUUUUAUCUG
Molecule: messenger RNA, 1357 nt
Organism: Lampris incognitus (smalleye Pacific opah)
Lineage: Eukaryota; Metazoa; Chordata; Actinopteri; Lampriformes; Lampridae
Gene: arl5a
Product: ADP-ribosylation factor-like 5A
Exons: 6
Coding region: 253-792 (179 amino acids)
Biological process (GO): vesicle-mediated transport; protein localization to Golgi membrane; intracellular protein transport
Cellular component (GO): trans-Golgi network; cytoplasm
Molecular function (GO): GTPase activity; GTP binding
Source: RefSeq, a predicted model, not a curated record